Molecule: messenger RNA, 954 nt
Organism: Tachysurus fulvidraco (yellow catfish)
Lineage: Eukaryota; Metazoa; Chordata; Actinopteri; Siluriformes; Bagridae
Exons: 3
Coding region: 133-807 (224 amino acids)
Source: RefSeq, a predicted model, not a curated record
UAAACCUGCACAUGCACAUAUUUUGGUAUUGCACAAUAACCACAGUGAUGCUCUGCUCAGUAUAAAUAAGACAGCAACAGUUAGAAAAACUCACUCCAGUUUCCUCUACAAGUUUCCAACGAGAGACAAAAGAUGGCUGGUUCUGUGUGUUUUGGAGCUCUGGGAUUCGUUCUGCUCUUUCUGCUCUCUACUGCUGGGGCCGAGGUUACAAAUCUCAGGAACAUAAUUGACCACCUUAAGAACACCUAUGGAGUUAAUGGUCAGUAUGCUCUGGGCAUUAAUGUCCUAGAUACAUAUUGUACUUCAGAUGGCAAACUCGACCAGAACUUCCUGUCUCAAGAUGAAGCAAACAACGUAAAGAACGGAAUGAAUAGUGAAGAACGUAUUUACAAUGGUGUAGAGCUGGUUGGUGCCAGACCAAGACCGUUUGGUGAUAAAGGUUUCAAUAUACACUCUGAGUAUCUGUUGCUGAGAGGCUCCGAUCCCUCGCCCAUGCAAAAGCUCCUGAAUAAAAGGAAAAAUGGCUGCACGGUUUUCUUCACCUUAAACUCCCCCUGUGUCAACACCUGCUCAACACCUGGCAAAGAACACAGCAUCAUCCCAGCUCUCAACAUGUUCAACAGUCACAACGGUCCAAAAGCUUUUGUUUUCAGUCAGAUUUGGCAUCAUGAUGUGGGUAAGACUGAAUGGUCAGAUAACAUACUUCAGAUAGAAAAACGAAUUCCAGUCUAUCGCUGCGACAACAGUGGAUGCGUCCGCUGUGUCACCAAUAAGGUAGUUAACAUUUGGUGCGUCGGCCAAAAAUAAUUUCCUUUUUUCUUCAUUUUCGAAAAGUAGAUUGAAUAAAAUUGCUUAAGAAAAGAAAGCUUGCAACAAAAUCGACUAAAAAAAUAGUACCUGCUUGGCUUGUGUCACUUUUUUGCAUUAAUCAAUAAAGAUUCAAGAAGCAUCAAA